AUGCGACCGCUCUGGAUGCUGCGUUACACCUAUGUGGAUGGCAUGCUGCACAAGCGAGACCCGUUCCGGAAGGCUCACCUCGAGCACAUUGGCAAGUGGACCGCCAACACCGGCUUCCAGCCCAAGCUUCUCAUGGCUGGCGCGUUCGCCGACCCGGUCGAUGGCGCUGCGUUCAUCUUUGAAGCCGAGUCGCCGGCGAUCGUCGAGGACUUUGCCAAGAAAGACCCGUACGUCGCCAACGACCUCGUCACGUCGUUUGACGUGCGUCAGUACAACGUUGUCGAGUUCAAGAAGGCGCCGUAA
Saprolegnia parasitica CBS 223.65 is the source of this 303-nucleotide messenger RNA. RefSeq lists its product as hypothetical. Lineage: Eukaryota; Oomycota; Saprolegniomycetes; Saprolegniales; Saprolegniaceae. Bases 1 to 303 code for a protein of 100 amino acids. The record is from RefSeq and is a predicted model, not a curated record. The transcript has a single exon.